Messenger RNA from Manduca sexta (tobacco hornworm), 5908 nucleotides. RefSeq lists its product as uncharacterized. The record is from RefSeq and is a predicted model, not a curated record. The coding region runs from base 179 to 5092 and encodes 1637 amino acids. The transcript has 3 exons. NCBI's taxonomy places the organism in Eukaryota, Metazoa, Arthropoda, Insecta, Lepidoptera, Sphingidae.
GGAAUAACGCUCGCUCAUGACCGGGCAAGAGGUUAUCUCUUAGGAGAUAGAAAAUUAAAGCACAAUAAAUUGGCGCGUCCCGAUCGGGCAAUGCCAGUAUGCGAGACGCGUUUGUGAUAUAAACUGUUUCACUGUGAGCGUUAAUUAAAAUAUUAAUUGAGUGGUGAUAAUUAACAACAUGAAGCGCUUAGUCCUCAUAGCCACAUUGGCUACACUGGCUACAGCCAAGCCAGGUACAUAUAAAGAGACAGAAGACUUUCAAUAUUCGAGGAGUUCGACGGACGAAGGUAGUAAAUCCGGCUUCUAUGGCGCUCAGAGAGGAAAUAUGGGAGGAAACUAUGAACGGGCACACAACAUGGAUGGGCUUGCACAGCAUCAAAUGAGCGGUUUAGUGAGACAGGUGGAAGGUGAAUUAGGAGAUGGGUCAAAAACUAAAAGUGGCAGUGUCUUUACUGCUGCCAAUUCCAGAGGAAUGUAUGGAUCGGGUCACUACGAUCUUAGCAAUCUCGAAGGUCGUAAUUUUCAAGAAGGCGUUUCGUUCCAUGAUUCCCAAUCACAAUUGCAAUCACAUUCGUCCCUGACAGCUCAGUCUGGCCACCACAGUCACUCAUCUGGCUACGGCGCGCAGUCAUCUGGCUACAACGCGCAGUCAGCUGGAUACAACGCGCAGUCAGGAUACAAUACGCAAUCGUCAGAUAUUACCGCUCAGUCUUCUGCUUUAAAUAGUGCUGCUUACAGCGGCCGUCACUUGCACGGUUCAAGGACACAGAGUGGAUACAAUGGUUAUCAAUAUUUAGGAUACAACGGAGCAGAAAACAAUCAACAACAAGCGGAAAAUUUACAUGCUGCCGAUCAGUAUGAAUAUGGCCAACGACAAGCAAAUGGUCAUUAUUCACAAUCAGCAUACAACAGUCAAAGUGCAUACGAUCAAAGCAGUUCUAACGUACGUAAUGCAAAUUCUUAUGGGACAAAUUCCCAAACUAGAGUGAUAUCUGCAGUACCCGUAAGAAUUGUAGGUAGGCCUGGUACAAGGGUGGCAGUGCCAAUUGCCACAAAACCUUACGAUGCUUUGAAUGGUGCCGCAUAUGAACAGAAUUCCGUUAAUAGCGAUGCUGAAGUAUUAAGCAAUCAAAAUCAAGAUAACAGCUAUAAACCCACUGGACCCAAACACUACGAAUCAUCGUACAGUUAUCGAAAACAAUGGGAAAAACAUGAUACGCAUCCUGUUACUGUACUGCCGGUAGUAGUUCCUACCAGUAAUUCAUUCCCAAAAAAUAGCGAACUCUAUGAGGAUGCACAGUCACUCUCCGCUGGUCAGCAAUAUGAAUCAUCUGGUCUUGGUUCUCAUCGUUCUCACUCUCACUUAAGUAAUUCCUACAGUGGCUACAAUGCGAACGCUAAUUUGGCUUCGUUAAGUCAAUCGCAGCACCAAUCUGCUUUUAAUGCUCAGAGUCACAGGUCAACAUCAGCAAAGGCCACAGAUUCUAGUGCUUCCUCACAAGGAAUUUACAAUUCCGCCAAUACUGCAGAUACAACUAAUCAAAUUGAAGACGUAGACAGUAAACCUAAAAGUUACCAUUCAUCGUAUUCCUAUCACAAGUCGUGGGAAAGACAGGGUGAUCCUUACGUCAUAAAGCCAGCGAGCAGCGGCUUUAAUACAGAAGCAUCACAAAGACUAACUGCAGCAUCUACCAAUCAUGGAUCAUGGUCAUCUCAACGCUACGGAUCACAAUAUCAACAAGCUCAACAAAAUGUUUUAAAUAUGGAAGAUUGCGAUGAAAACGCUCAUAUUCGAGUCGCACGGUCUUACAACACACUUCAAUAUGAUGAACAAAAUACUUAUCAGCAAAACAAUGAGAAUCAAGAAAUAUUGAGCCAACAAUCUCAAAACCUAGAAGACUUAACUCAACAAACACAAAACAAAUGGGAUAAAAUAGAGGAUUUGGGACAGCAAAGACAGAAUCAAUGGGACCAAUCAGAAGAUUUAGUACAACAGACACAGAAUAAAUGGGAUAAAUUAGAAGAUUUAGGACAACAGGCACAACAUAAUUGGGAUCAGUCAGAAGAUUUGGGCCAACAGGCACAAAAUAAGUGGGACCAAUCGGAAGAUUUAGGACAACAAUCUCAGAGUAAAUGGGAUAAGCUGGAAGAUGCCGGACAACAGACGCAAUCUCAGUGGGACAAGUUUGAAGAUGGUGGCCAACAAACACAAAAUCAAUGGGAUAAAUUAGAAGAUUUAGGACAACAAACAAGGCCGCAGUCAUUUAACCUUGAAAACACUGAUCAGCAGUCUCAGAGUAAAUGGGAUCAUUUCGAUGGACAACAAUCACAACUUGACGUUGGACAACAAUUGCAAAAUACAUGGAGUCAACAGGAGAGCACCGGUGAUGGUAGUGUGGGGCAAGAGACACAGAUCAACUGGGAUAAUUUAAACACUUACACAACACCUAAUAAUGACAAGAUAUCUAAACCAUCAACGGAUAUAGUUCCGUCAAGGGAACGAAACGAUAACGACAAGAAGCCUUUAUUUCCAAAUCUCGACAGCCAUGACAGUAAUUUAUUUGGUUCUCCAACUACCGGGUCCCCCAAAGAACAAACUGUACAAAGCAGUGGGGUAAAUAAUUUUCCCGAACACCCACAUGAUCCGUGGAAUAUGAAUAUCCCUUUUAAUAGUAACAAUAAAUACUGGGUACCAUCUGAUAAUGGCAACCUUCCAGCUCCUCAUAAUAAUUAUAAUCAUCCUUGGUUUAAUCAUUUUUCAUACGUACCUCAAAAUAGCGAACAAGCAUUAUUACAGAAUAACUAUCACAAUCAUCAAGCGCACACAUAUAAUGCUUGGGAGCAUCAUUGGCCGUCAUUCACGGAAUCACAAACACAAAACAGUCGGCAAGAAUCAUCUAUACAUCACCAUGAUGCAGGUGAAUUCAAGCCUUCAAAUACUGCUCAAGGCACUUCUACGCUAUGGAAUUUAUGGGAUAAAGUUGAUGCUAUAGAGAAGCAAACAAUUUCUUCUAAUAAAAAUGAAACCGAAGUGUCCCAAAAUUCGUUUUUCUCACAUACUGAAUCUAAUCAUGGGCAAACAUCUACCAAUGACCAAAGCAAACCGCUGGGCAAUCAGAAUAAACCUUUCGUGCAAAACUAUGGGCACAAUGCGAGGGAACCCCAAUUUUCUUAUAAAGAGGAAUCUACACCACCAACUUCAACGACAAAAAGAGAAGAAACUGUAACGUUUUCGACUCCUGUUAUAGUAAAUAUUAAACCUCAUGAAGGUAAAUUGUCCCCGUCCGACGUAGGACGAGGUGAUAUUGGUCCUGAAGAUAGUGUCCUAGAUAACACACCGCAAUCGAAUUCCCAAGAUAUUUCCAAUGAAUUCGGCACACAAGCAAAACCUGAUAUUGUCGGUUCUAUCCCAGAACAUAAACGCUAUAAAACGCCAGCUGAAAUUGAAGCAUUAAGUCAGGUAUUAGGUGAUGGUAAGACGACUACCGACAGCACACAAAUUUUCAAAGAAAGUAUUUUUAGUGCUAGUUCACACGGAUCACCGAAGCACACGUUUUCAAUAACUAGUAGCACAACUUCGCGUCCUGUAAGUGGAUUUGAUGAAAAUGACAGACAAUAUCAGAAUAUGGGUCAAUAUGGCGGAAAUACCGUAACAGUCGAAAGUGGCAAAAUUAACACAUUUGGUCAAACGGAUCUUCAAGAAUCUGUUAAUCAUUUUGAUCAACAAAGUGAAGAUUUUAAACAAGAAAACACAGACAAGGAAUUUGAAAUUCAUAAACUGAAUGCUGCGGAUACGAUUCUUCAAAGAGAACAAAACGAAAACAACAACAAACCUAUUAACAAGGUAGAAAUUAGCGAAAACGGUAACAUUCCGACGCAACAUAGCAUGGUGAACAACGAAAAUAAGACUAAUAAACCUCUUCCAAACUCGUGGAAUGACAAUACAAAUAGUCCAGAUAACAUAUACAACUCUUGGUUCCACCAAUUACCACACAAACCUCAAAAUAGGGACCAAACACAAUAUAAUAACUAUAAUAAUCAAAGACCGAAUAACCAACAAUUAAACAUUGGUCAACAAAAUGAAAAUUUUGGCCAACAAAGUGAAAGCUUCGGCCAACAAAGUGAAAACUUUGGACAACAAAGUGAAACUUUUGGACUACAAAGGGAACACUUUGAGCAACAAACCGACAACUUUGGACAACAAAUCGAAAACUUAGGUCAACAAAGUGAAAACUUGGGCCAAAAUUCUAAUCAACAGUUUGAAAGUUUCUACCCACAAUUUGACAAGAAGGAACUGGCCACAGUACAACAAAGUGAAAAUUUUGGUCAACAAAGUGAAAGUUUUGGACAGCAAAGUGAAAAUUUUGGACAACAAAGUGAAAAUUUUGGUCAACAACGUGAAAGUUUUGGACAGCAAAGUGAAAAUUUUGGACAAAAAAGUGAAAUCUUUGAACAACAAAGCGAAACUUUUGGGCAACAAAGUGAAAGUUUUGGACGGCAAAGAGAAAAUUUUGGACAACAAAGUGAAAACUUUGAACUAGGCGAAAAUUUUGGCCAACAAAGUGAAAACUUGGGCCAAAGUGCUGAUAGACAGUUUGAAAGUUUCGAGCCCCACUUUGAAAAGAAGGAACCAGCCACAGAAGAACAAUUUGAAAUUUUUGAACAGCAAGUAGAUAAGUUCGACAAACUAGAUACAGAACUUUUAAAUUCAGAAACACAAAAACAACAUAAACUACCGAAUAUUGAAAUCAGUGAAAGUAAUAUGCAUAACACAUACAACCAACAACAAAGUGGAAACUGGAACCAAAACGAAGACAAGAAACAAAACAGACAAACAGGUUGGGAACUACAUCAAAAUCUAGACGAAAAAGGUCCUGUACAAGAAACACAAAACCUAGAAGUUAUCCCAGUUGAAAAACCUAUACAUAAAAUAGAGGUACCAGAAGAACGAGCUGGAUAUAAAGAUCCAACAUCUCCUAGUAUUGUUACAGAUACACCACCAGAAACUGAAAAGCCAGGGUUUUGGAAAUCUGUAGGAAAUAAAUUUGUUAGUGCUAAAGAUAAAGUAUUUUCAUGGUUCGGCAAAAGUUAGCUAGCUAUAUGGUCAAACAUUGUUAAUUAUUAUCUAGAGUAGAGAUGGUCUAGAAAUACAGACUAAUUAACUAGUCAUAAUCAUAUUAUUAUAUCUAUAAAAAUAUGAAAAAAUAAAGAUGAUAUUAAUUUAAUUUUUUGAGUCAUAUACACAUUGCAGAGAAACAUUAUAGAUUAUGAACAUUUAAGUAAAAAAGUGCACUCACCUCAGGCAAUGAAUUAAAAUAUUUGACAAAUGCUUGUUGUUGUACGGAAUCUGUAAAAAUAAAAAUAACUACCAUUUAAUUUAACCAUAAGUACAUGCAUGAUCACAGUAAAUCUAAAAGAUAUUACACAAGGUAUUGUUGAUGUUUGUCAAUGCUGAUAGCAUGUUAAAGAAGAAUUUUACAAUAAAAUAUUUGAAAUGAUAUGUUGUUUUUAAUGAAUAUGUAUGAUUAUUUUAAUAUUCUUUGCAAUGAUGUUUCCUAAUGAUAUAAUAUUGUUGGUGUGGGAGGAGAAUUACCUAAUAUUUUCUAGUUUUGAGAAAAAUGCGAUUUAUUUACUGUUUUUUUAUUAUUGGAUUUAAGACAUAAUUAAUGAAUAGAAUACUAUUUUAUUAACUACUUGUUACAGUUAAUUAAGUUUUCUUGCACGUAAUGCAAAUGUGUGAAUAGUAUAGUUAGGCUAAAUAAAUGCAGUUAGAGUAAGUAAAUGAUGAAUAAUAAAUAAUUUAGUAGUUAAAUACAAUAACCAAAUCAUGUUGGAAUUUGAAUCACAUCUGUUUAACAACUUAUGUUAUUUAGGACAUAUUAUUAUAUCUAAAUUAUAAUUAUUAAUU